GCUGUUCAGAUUCUGAAUAUAAAUCCAGGUGAAUCGGUAUAACAAACAAAAGUUUUGGCUAAAGGUAAUAAUGUUUACACUGCUGUUCAUAAAGCAGUGUUUGUACAGAUUGAUAAUUGCAUAUUGUAUAUAAAAGCGUGGAGGGCUGCCCACGUUGACGGGCACAUAAGAAAACAGCAGAGGCGUUUGAGUGAAGAAGUGCCGUGAGAAAGAUUUUAUCUCAUUCUCACAACCUCCGCCUCAGCCGGAUCGCAUCCUGCACUACUCUCAACCCAAACUGCACUAGAAUGGCAAUGUCUAGUAAAGCGACUUUAGCAUUAUUCAUCUACGGGAUCAUAAUGCAUUGCAGCGUCUACUGUUCACCUACUGGGCUUAGUUAUCCUAAAAUUAGACUUGGAAAUGAAGCAUAUGACGAAGACGGAAACUCAUUAACAGACUUGGCUUUUGAAAGUGAUCAGAUUGCUAUACGAAACCCUCCAUCUAUAAUUGAUGAUGUGUAUACAUUAUAUUACCCGCUAGAGAAGAGAACAGAAAGGCAUGCUGAUGGAAUAUUUAAUAAAGUCUAUAGGAAGGUGCUGGGUCAGUUGUCAGCAAGAAAAUAUCUGCAUUCUCUGAUGGCAAAGCGUGUAGGUGGAGUGAGCAGUAUGGAGGAAGAUUCAGAACCUUUAUCCAAAAGACACUCGGAUGGCAUCUUCACAGACAGCUACAGCCGCUACAGGAAACAAAUGGCUGUCAAGAAAUAUCUUGCUGCAGUCCUGGGGAAAAGCCCUGAAGACAUAAAUUUUGAGCAUUUGCUAGUGGACAUGUUUGAUGCCCUGCUUCACGGGAAUUAUGGUGCUUGUGAUUGGGGACAAUGGCUGAAAGCGACCCUCCCCUCGGUGAGUCAGAAUACAAAGGCUCUCUUUGCACAAGCCUAUGUCCAUAGGGAACUGUCCCCCCCUUCUUUACUCCUCAAUGCUGCCCUGUCACUUGUACCUCUUACUCACUGAUUUCUCCCUUUUCUAAUUCGUACUAUUGGUGUUCUAUAAAAUCAUAACAUUUCUAAAUUUAUACAAUCUGUAUGUGCAUAGGAAAGGAGUACCACAUUGUCAAACUAUAUAUGAAGUCAUAUUUUGUUUUUGGCAGGGUGUCCAUACUGAAACAGAUAUCCCAAAGACAAACCUUGCAAACCCAAAGAGCUAGGAAGAAUGAAACAUUUUUACAUCAACAACAGGAUUUAUUUCCACCCUAAUUCAGGAGAGACACAAUUGUGUCAUACCUUGUGCAAAGUAUUUUGUGUUACUCUCCAGUGCUGUUCAUGUUUUUAAAUCAGUUUUAUGAAAAUCUUUAAAAAAAGAUCUUUAAGAUGUCUAUAAUUAACUGGAUUUAGUUCAAACUUUACCUUGUUUGUCACCUGCUCUAUAUUCUUUCAGACCUUACAGAAAUCAAGUGUUAAUUCCUUCUAGUUUCAUGAUUGUGUCUCUUGUAUCUAUUGUGUCAAGUCUUCAUGUAAACUCUUAAUAGAAACCCAAGGAAACAAUUGUAAAAACCACUCAAUCAGUGUGCAACCUAAAGCAACAGUUUAUUUUUGCUCACUGAUUGGUGGUAAUAUUAUACUCUGUAUACUGUAGUAAAUGUUUUAUUUUUUCAAGAUUCCUUCCUUAAUAAUCACUAUUUUGUUAAAUAUCUUUUUUUCAUGUUGAAUGUAAAUUAACCAAUAACUGGCAAACAUCCUGUCUUCUCAUCUGUAGUCUAUUGCAAAAACUGUUCAGACUAGUGUAACAUAGAAGUGCAGUCAAGAGUAGUGACCAGACUACCCAGAUUUAUCAGGCCUGAUUAAAAGGGGUGGCGCUGAAUGACUUGGAUUCACAAAUGCAUCAGAAAGUGAGAAAUUGAGGACGUUUCGAUUAACUUGGAUGGAGGAUGUUGUUUAUAACUCAUAAACCUUCUAGUCCAUGUUUUAAAUGAACAAAAAAAUGAAUAAAACAAUCACACAAAACCUUCUCAAAAUUUGGGAGGAUUAUCUAAAGACUGGCCUAUUUAAAGCGAUAAAAAAAUGAGAAGGAAAUGCUUCCUUUAUCAAUGUAUGAAAUGUGAAGUGUGAGUCAAAGGGGAAAUUUAGUUACAGACAUUGCCAGUUCAGCCUACUGCAAAUAAUAGUAGGAAAAGAGUCAUUCGAUCUGUGCCUGAGCCUUGUGUGUGAAAUCAAUCUUACUUUAAUUUUGCAUUCU
Molecule: messenger RNA, 2210 nt
Organism: Polyodon spathula (Mississippi paddlefish)
Lineage: Eukaryota; Metazoa; Chordata; Actinopteri; Acipenseriformes; Polyodontidae
Product: glucagon family neuropeptides-like
Exons: 6
Coding region: 288-989 (233 amino acids)
Biological process (GO): regulation of protein localization; positive regulation of ERK1 and ERK2 cascade; positive regulation of protein kinase activity
Cellular component (GO): extracellular region; neuron projection; perikaryon
Molecular function (GO): peptide hormone receptor binding; pituitary adenylate cyclase activating polypeptide activity; neuropeptide hormone activity
Source: RefSeq, a predicted model, not a curated record